Oryza brachyantha (malo sina) is the source of this 1422-nucleotide messenger RNA. Its product is annotated as putative F-box/LRR-repeat protein At3g28410. The coding region runs from base 1 to 1422 and encodes 473 amino acids. The record is from RefSeq and is a predicted model, not a curated record. The transcript has 3 exons. Lineage: Eukaryota; Viridiplantae; Streptophyta; Magnoliopsida; Poales; Poaceae. Gene Ontology annotation, molecular function: protein binding.
AUGCGUAAUUCUAGCAAUGGCGGCGGCGCCGGCGACGGCGGCGACGAUGACGUCGACCGCAUCAGCGACCUCCCGGAAGAGCUCAUCCAAAGCAUCCUCAUCCGGCUCCCGUCCACCGCCGCCGCCGCGCGCACCAGCGUCCUCUCCCGGCGGUGGCGCGACGUCUGGACCCGCCUCCCUUCCCUCUCCUUCACGUGGGAGUGUCAGCACGGCAGGCCGGACGCCAUCGAGGCCGCGCUCGCCGCCUACUCCGCGCCGACGGUGAACCGCCUCGCCAUCUCCCUUGGUUGCCCAUAUCCGCCCCGCUCCGCCGUCGCGGGGUGGCUGGAGUUCGCGGCGUGGCGCGUCGCCGGCAGCCUUACCCUCAACUUCCCGAGGUACUACUGUUCGGUCGAUCUGCCCGUCUGCGAGAGGGCGACGAGCAUCAGCAUCCACGGCCAGAACAGCCUCCGCCUCCCGCCGGUCGGCUCGUUCGCGGCGCUGACCGCCCUGACCAUCACCGGCGCCUUCCUGGAAGGCGGCGGCUUCGAGGACGUGCUCUCGUCGUCGCGGUGCCCGCGUCUCCAGCGGCUCAAGGUGCGCGGCGUCAUGCUCCGCACCGCCGCCGACGACGAUGUCUCCAUACGCUCCGGCUCGCUGGAGCGGCUGGACUUCUUCGUCCACGGCGUCGCCCGGCUGGAGGUCGCCGCCCCGAGGCUCCGGUGCUUCCGGGCAGCACUCGAGGCCCGCGGCGACGGCGUCCCAGAAGCCAGCAUCGCCGCCCCGAUGCUCGAGGCCGUCGAUUGGCACGGGGCCUUCGACGCGCAACGCCACCUCUUCCUCGAGGCUGGCCGCCGCCUGCAGAGGCUUGCGGUAUUCGACGUGCCUACGGCGGCGCUGAUGCGGCGCUUCCACAUCGUCGACGAGCUCGUGCUUAGCUUUGGAAUUGCACCGGGAACCCAAGGGUACCGGAUGUUUUUGGAUGCUACGAUCUUCUUUGCAAGGUGUGAGGUUUUGGAUCUGCACAUGACGACGAGACGGCACUCCUUUACAUCAGCAGCGUUUCAUCUCCUCAACAGAUCAGCUGGUGUAAGAAAGCUUAUGAUCCAUCUGCCUCGGAUGUUUAAGGGGAACAAAAGCUGCAUUGAGGGCUGUCCCUGCUCUUUGCCGGAUAGCUGCAAAACUGACAAAAUUCAGCUGGAUUCACUGAAAGAGGUAGAAAUAUUGGGGUUCCGUGGAGACGUUCAUCAUCUGAAAUUCAUCAACCUGCUGCUCAAGUGCCAUGUGCCAAUCCUGAAGAAGCUUUACAUAAAAGUAUCAAAGGAUGUAAAGUCCCUCAACAAGAGGACAAGCCAUAAAAUACGCAGAAUUAUUGAUGAUCACCCGGAUAUUGAUGUCGAAUUCAACUUGCCUUUGGAAGAAAGUGUAGAAGGGUAUAAAUAG